Salvia miltiorrhiza (redroot sage) is the source of this 1940-nucleotide messenger RNA. RefSeq names its product UPF0481 protein At3g47200-like. The record is from RefSeq and is a predicted model, not a curated record. Lineage: Eukaryota; Viridiplantae; Streptophyta; Magnoliopsida; Lamiales; Lamiaceae. The transcript has 2 exons. Bases 218 to 1660 code for a protein of 480 amino acids.
AAUCAUGCAAAUAUUCAUGAAUAAGUAGUAAUCAGAGUGAACAACUAGAUAUAAUACAUUUAUAAUUAAUUAUAUAGUUGUUUAUGAUUUGAUUAUCUCUUAUUCAUAUAUUUUAUGUGUUAGUAUUAUAUAAUUAUUUUUUACUUGACCAAGACUCGUAGGCUUGAGCUUGUACACACUAAUUUAUGAAUAGACCAGAUAUUAACCUAUCACAGCAAUGGCAGCUGCGACACAGAAAAUUGAGAAAGUGAUGCCUCUCUUACUCCGAUUGGAGAAGAACAAAAACGACUACUUUCCGCAGGCGGUUUCGUUGGGUCCGUACCACCACGGCGAACCGGAUCUCGCUUUCGUGGAGGCCUUCAAGCCUAAAGCCGUCGAGUUGUUCGUAUCGGGCGGCCCGGAGAUAUACGACGAGUCGUUGUACCGCAGCAAAAUUGUUGACAUCAUUUGUCAGAUACGAGGAUGCUACGAGGAAAGCACGAUCGGUAAGUACUCGGACGAUGAGGUAGCCGCAAUGAUGCUUCACGACGCCUCGUUGAUGAUAAUCUACAUGGAGAUGAGUGUACUGGACGAGACAGAUCAGCAGCCAGAUGAGUUGAUGAUGAACAAGAUUCUGGCGAUGAUGGAUCAUCUUGGCAUGUUGACGUUAGCGAUUCUGUCGCGUGACUUGCUGUUGCUUCAGAAUCAGAUCCCUUUAUGCGUGGUGGAGCUUUUGAUGGAUUUAAGAUACGGGCAAGGCAAAGGCGAAUACGAAAACUUGCUUAACAGAUACAUGAAUAUGGCCAUCUUCGGAGAGUAUCGCCAGAAAAGAAUAACUAGGAAGCCUCUUCACCUCGUUGAAGCCAUCCACAUGCUACUCGUCUUGGACUGUGAGAAAACCACCCGCAGAUGCCCAUGGCUCUGCUGCUUCAAUGCUGAAGAAGAUCAGAGCGGCGCUGCUUCAACAACCUGCUGCUCAUGUAAAUUGCUAAAGAAAGCUGAUCUAGAAAGCGGUGGUGCAGAAACUAAAACUACUCAUUCUCAUGGUAUAACCCAUCGUCUUCGAAAGUCUUUGGCUUGCAAGAACCAAGGAGCUGCUGCAGCCAAGAAAGACAACAUCAAAAGCUUCAUCCAUUCGUUUCGUUCGGUGACGGAGCUCAAGGCAAAGGGCAUCCAUUUCAAACCAAGCCCAACCCAAUCUUUAAUGGAUGUCAACUUCAAAUCCAACUUCUUCUACGCCACCCUCCAACUCCCCGAGUGGGGGGUCUCCACCAAAACUAAGGUCACCUUCAUGAACUUGGUCGCCUACGAACUCAGCCCUAGCAGCCCGGCCAACGGCCAGGUCGCAUCGUACAUCACCUUCAUGAAGUCGCUCAUGGAGAGGCCGGAAGACGUGAAGGAGCUGCGAGAGAGGAGAAUCUUCAUCAACAUGCUUGGCAGCGACGAAGAGGUUUUCAACAUCUACAAAGAUAUCAAUACACACGGGGCCGAUAAUCUGGAAAUUUUUCGUGCAGUGAAAGACGACAUCCAAGCACAUUAUAAUAGUAGUGUCAAGACAUGGAUGGCUGAACUCAUCCACACUAAUUUUCGAUCUCCCUGGACCAUCACCGCGUUUCUUGCUGCCGUUGCAUUACUUGCAAUAUCUGCCGGUCAGCUCUACUACGCCGUGAAUCCUAACUAGCUCCAACUGAAGAUUAAUUGAUCAGCACAUACCCAUCUCUUUCAACUGUGUGUGCAUAUCUACGCCCUGGAUCUCCCCUUAGAGCAUCCACUAUGGAUCAGCACAUACCCAUCUGUUUCAACUGUGGUUUGAUUGUCUUUGGGGCGGCAAUUAAUUAAUGUAGAGACAAAUAUUAUAGAGAAGUUAAUGGUGUGAAAUGUUUGGAUGAUGAUAGGUUAUCAAUUGAUUUUGGUCGUGAUUAAGAUCGGAAACCUGAUAAUAAUUUUGAUUGUUUUCUUCA